AUGGCCCGGGCCCUCUACUUCUACAUCGAUGUCACUUCGCCCAAGUGUUUCUAUGAGGAGCUUCCCAAGGACACUCUGGUGGUGGGCCACUACACGGCCGAGGAAUGGGACGACCACCGGCAAGCGUGGGCAAAGCACGAUGGCAUCAGCAUCUACAUCUCCGUUGAUGAAAUCUUCGACAACGACCACCGCGUCGUCUCACAACGCGGCGGUGCCUCGGGCAAGUUUACCUUUACGGCCGCCGAGGCAGGCGACCACAAGAUCUGCUUUACUCCGUCGUCCAACAGCGGCCGGUCCAACUGGCUCUCGCUGUCUUCCCCCAACGGCGGCAUCCGCCUGAACCUCGACGUAGCCAUUGGCGAGACCAGCGUCAUCGAGGGGUCCGACAAGGACAAGAUGCAAGAUCUGGCGUCACGCGUGCGCGAUCUGAACGCAAGGUUGAACGACAUCAGGAGAGAACAGGUUUUCCAGCGGGAGCGAGAGGCUGAAUUCCGGGACCAGUCCGAGAGCACCAAUGCCCGUGUCGUCCGGUGGAUUUUGAUCCAGCUCACUGUCCUGGGUGUGACGUGCGCCUGGCAGCUGUCGCAUCUGCGGUCGUUCUUCAUUAAGCAGAAGCUUACAUAG
Canariomyces notabilis is the source of this 624-nucleotide messenger RNA. RefSeq lists its product as uncharacterized. The coding region runs from base 1 to 624 and encodes 207 amino acids. Gene Ontology annotation, cellular component: Golgi apparatus; endoplasmic reticulum-Golgi intermediate compartment; COPII-coated ER to Golgi transport vesicle. Gene Ontology annotation, biological process: Golgi organization; endoplasmic reticulum to Golgi vesicle-mediated transport; intracellular protein transport. The record is from RefSeq and is a predicted model, not a curated record. Lineage: Eukaryota; Fungi; Ascomycota; Sordariomycetes; Sordariales; Chaetomiaceae. The transcript is spliced from 3 exons.